Thrips palmi is the source of this 3531-nucleotide messenger RNA. It is a transcript of the gene Nct, whose product is annotated as nicastrin. The record is from RefSeq and is a predicted model, not a curated record. Bases 62 to 2221 code for a protein of 719 amino acids. Gene Ontology annotation, biological process: protein processing; Notch receptor processing. Lineage: Eukaryota; Metazoa; Arthropoda; Insecta; Thysanoptera; Thripidae. The transcript has 14 exons. Gene Ontology annotation, cellular component: membrane.
UGUCGUGGUAGUGGUGGUGGUGGUGGUGGCAGUGGUGGUGAUAGGCGGAAAGCGCCGCCGGAUGAAUAUGGGUUUCUCUCAAAUUGUUUCAUAUUUUCUGUUAGUUUUAUUACUAUACAGUUGCAAUGGGGAAAGCCAACGUCUUAGGUAUCAAAUGUACGAGGACAUAGAGGGGGCGUAUGCUUGCUUCAGACGACUCAAUGGAACCCAUCAGUUCGGUUGUUCAUCCUCUAGAUCGGGUAACGUAGGUGUUGUCCAUAUUAUUGAAAAUCAAGCUGAUUCGGAUUGGUUAGUGAGUAAUGGCUUGGCAGGUCCCUAUGUUGCUGUUGUGCACCCUUCAAUGUUUACCAGGUCUUUGCUGUUGACCCUGCAGUCCUCUGGUAAAGUCAAUGGUGUUGUAAUGAUCAACAAUAGCUCAGCUGAAAAGCCACUUCAUUUUUCGCAUGAAGACACAUGUCCUAAUAGAUAUUCAGGCCUGUCCCAACUUUAUGGUCAAACAUGUAGUGUUGGUGAGAAAAGUGGAUGGAACCCUCAUGGAACAUCUGUGCUCCUUAUGGAUUGGAAAUUUCCCAUUUUCUAUGUCACUGAUAAGUCCCACAUUGAUCAUUUGUACAAAUGUUAUCAGAAACAUAAUGCAGUUGCACACCCUGGCGAACAGCUUGAAAGGGCUUUGUGUGCUCUCGAACUUAAGUCUCAUAUGUAUGCUGCUGUAAAUUCAAAGAAAUGCAUGAAAAGGAACAACUACCAAACCCUCUUUUCUCAAGUCAAUUCAUGUGAUCCUUUGGGUGGCCGCAAUGUUUGGCAAACAUUAUUUCCCCGCUCAACCCACCAACUAGGCAAUGGCUUGGAUCAAAGAAGUUCAAAGCAAACAGAAGCAAAUGGUUCCAUCGCAGUUUUAGCUGCUCGCAUGGAUUCAACUUCUAUGUUUGAUGGGUUGGUUCCAGCAUCUAUUGGAGCUGUUUCUGGUAUUGUGACCCUAAUUUCUACGGCUCAACUUCUAUUCCGAAUGAUUCCUCAACAAGAAAACUAUGACAAAAAUGUUCUAUUUCUGCUCCUUGCUGGAGAAUCCUAUGACUAUAUUGGAUCCAGCCGUAUCGUUUUUGAUAUGAAACAAGGGACAUUCCCAGUGAAGCCAGAUCCAUCUGUCGCUCAGCCACCACCAAUUGGACUACAACACAUUGGACCAUUCAUUGAAUUAAGCCAACUUAAAAAACCAGCUGAUGGACAGCCUCUCUAUGUUCACCGCUUAGAGGAUUCUUCAGAGGUCAAAAACUUUAUUAAAAUCUUGCAGAGGAAUGGGAAUGGUUUAGGUGUUCCUAUAAGUGACAAAUUGCCAGCUUCAAGAAAUUUGCCCCCUGCUUCAUUACAAACCUUCCUUGCUGAGCGGCCUGACAUUCCAGGUUUAGUCCUUACAGAACAUGCAGCACAGUACAGUAACAACUACUACCAUAGUGUUUUUGACGACACUGCUUCGCUGAACUACAUAUAUGCCAAUAAAUCAGAAGUACCAAAUGAUAGCAUUCAAGCAUAUUUGGCAAAUGUUUCAACAACUAUAGCCCAUUCAUUGUAUGAACAUGUUACAAACAAGGAGUAUCUGGGCUCUCUUACUGCAGACAAAAACCUGAUGGAUGAACUGCUGCACUGCUACUUGGAGCAAAACAACUGCUCUCUCUUCCAAUCUGCUGUUGCUGGAAGUUCUGAAGGGGAAGAGAAGCCUUUGUCCUACUAUGUAGGAGUUUCUCAUGUUUACUCAUUGGUGUCUAUUCUCACUGGAGCUGCAAUGGCUCUUCUGACAGGCAGUCCAACUAAGUUCAAUGAAACUGACUGUCAUAAUAAUGCUUCAACCGAUCAGGUGUACCAAUAUAUUUGGGUGAGCUCCCAGUGGAAUAAUUCCUCAAGCCCUAAAGUUUGUCUGCAAACAACAAUGAACUUUUCUUCGGCUGUUAGCCCUGCUUUUAUUAUAGAUGGCUAUGACAUGGCUUCUGGAAAAUACAGCACUUGGACUGAAUCCGUGUGGCCGGAAUUGACUGCCAGAAUGUUCCUAAAGCCUCCAUUUUAUCAAGAAGUGAUAACAUUGGUUCUUGGAAUUGUUGUUUUGGGUUUAUCCUUUGCUGGUGUAUUUUACAUCAAUGGACGCAAAGAAAUUUUGUUUAGCCCAGGAGCGAGCACUGAGGACGAACGAGCACCUCUUAUCCGCACCAAUGACCAGGUGUUUUGCUGAGAUCUUAACUUGUGUACAGGGAAGACUACCCAGCACAUAGGAAUACGCCGCAAACCAAAUAUCAAUGGUCACAUUCCACCGUGACAACUCGAAUGUGGCUCAGCUGUGAGGGCUUCAUUGUCGCGUUGUGAUGUAGUAUAUGUAGGAUGUGACAAUGUUUGGUUUGCACCUCGGAAGAUGAAGUUAUGUUCUCAAGUGAAUGCUAGUAGGAGUUGAGCCAAGUGGCUGGUACAGCUACUGUCAUUUCUGUGAUGGCAAUUUUUAGAAGUUGUGUUUCUUUGUAUAGUUAUUUUUUGUUUGUCUCUUGGUGUUUAAGUACAGCUUCAAUUUACAUUGAGUUCAUAAUUUGUAACAAUUUUAACCCUUAAAAAAAAACUUAUUUUUUCAAAAGCAUUUUGCUAGUAAUUGGACACAUUCCUGAUUUUUGCUUGGCAAUGUCCUCUUGUAAUGGAACUAUUGGACCAUUUUGGCAGAAUAAAGACUAAAGCAGCAGGUGCGCAUCCUCCUAAAAUGCCAUCAGGUCUUGAGGCAUUCCAAGUGGUCCUUGAGAAAAUUAUAGGAAGGAAUAUUGGCUGGAGCAGAAGCAGAAAAGAUGUAGAGGAGCAGAAGUGACCAGCUGCUAACAUCCCUAAAUAAAUGAUUGGAAGGAAUGGACAACUUUCAUAAAGACCGUUAACACAGUUGAGUUAUGAGCUAAAGCUUUGUGGUCUGACUGUUCGUAGUGGAGAGGGAAGAGCACUUCUUAAUGUAAUAAUAGGAAUUUUAUCUGGCUUUUCUGCUAUCUUGACAGUAACUAGCAUUGUUAUUGUAUUUGUCUUAUUUAUUUAUAAACUCACUGACAAGACUGGUAACAUUCUAGAUGUACUCCUUGUAUGUUUUUUUUUAAAUUAUUAUUUGGAAUCUAGAUGAUUUGAGUAUAUCAUCAACUCAUUUUAUGAGCUAAUUUCUAACUCUUGAUGAAAAAAGGGGGGCAAAUGUUGUUACUUAAGAGUAUUAGAAAGUCAAUAUUGUAUUGUGUAUAUAUGUAAGUAGAGUAUGCAGUUUUAAAGAGAGGGGUUGCGUGAUUGAUUGAUUGAACUGCACAUCAUGGGGCAUUAUUAUUAUUAUAAAAUUGUUCAUUGGAAAAAAUUGUUUGUGAACAAUAAUUUAAUUGUGAUAAAUAUAAACUUAGAAACCGUUUAACAGAUAAGCUGUUUCAAGUAAGAUUCGGCUGUCUCAUGCUUAGAUUUUAGUUCUAAUCUUCCAAUGUGUGUCUCUUUAUUGAAUGUGGAGUAACCUGUUUGAUUAAAGUGGAUUAUUCUUAUUAAUGA